UGGAGAUACGAGGGAUUGGACUCUGAGAGACAGGACUGCAUAUCUGUUUGCGACUCUGAGGGAAGAAGGCAGCUGCCCUCUUGAGGAUACGACGCAGGCAGCAGUCGAGGAAUACGAGACCAAUACGCGCAGCGAUACGAGCACGGCGAGGAAUAUAUCGAAACGAGCCCGACGAUAUAAGACACGCUUUCGCGACUUCAAGGCUACAGCUUACGCCAUCAUCGAUUCACGACCACACACCACACCUCUUCAUCAUCCCGCUCUUGAAUCGCGAACAGAAGGAGAACAACACACAAAUAAAACAUGUGUCUGGUCACUCCAAAGAAAGAGGUUGUGGUCCGGGGGAGAGAUGUCCCGCCGCGUCCUGUGAGCAAUUAUCACGGAGGACCGAGGAGCAGCUCGAGAUCUGUAUACAGGAGGACGAGCGUGGUUCCGGUGGAGAGGGUCAGUCGGAGCAGUUACCAUGAGCCGAGAAGGAGUGGGGAGAGGGUGGUGUAUAAGAGGACGAGUAGGACUUAUGUGAGGUGAUUGUUAGGAGAAAGAUUGUUGGAGAGGGGCAGCGUGGUGUGAAGUGGAGAAAGUGAAAUGGGUGUGAAUGAUGCUAUGAGAUUAUGAUGGGAUACACUUGGGCGGUUUGCUGGGACUGGGGCAUACAUGAUAUGUUAUGCGACGGGUACUGAUAUAUUUCGGUCGUACUGAAGAUAUGCCAUGCUUUCACAAGCUGAACAUUGUCUUUUCGCUGCUGUCUCCAGCUUCCAGACUUCCGAGACAAUUGUGUCCGAAAGUGGUAGAUCUACCCAUAUUGCACCUCUUUGCACGUGUGACUGGCACAAAGUUGUGGAAUGUGUGCAGUAGGCCUUCUUUGUCGUCCGAGUUGGGCCGUGUGGGUGUCAGAUGGUCGUGCCUGCGAACGACAUGUACGUCAUGCUGCAUAGACGUCAUCCAGCUCUCCUCGGACGCUCGUGGAACUGCCAUCGACCGCGCAGAUCCUGACUGACCGACUGUUCGCUUGUCUUUCUAUCGCCCUCUCUUGAAACAGCGUCUGAACGACUUGUUGUAACAGAUCUCACUCUCCCAAACGAACCUCGGAAACAGCCGAACAAUCGCCGCCAUGAACAUCGGACGCAAAGGAUCGCUCCGCCACAAGCAGAAUGACUCGGGCAACAAGCACCGCUUCGCCAUGUCGUCGCUGCGCGGCGUCGGCCAGCCCGAGCUCUCCAAGAAGCUCCGCACCUUGAUCAAGACCCAGAACCACGCCAUUGGCGCCUUUGAGCAGGCAGGCAAAGAGUCGCAGAGCAUUGCUUCGCAGCUGAGCGAAUGGGGUGAAAGCACAGAGGAUGAGGCCCUCAGCGAUGUCAGCGACAAGUUGGGCGUGCUGCUUGCCGAGAUUGCGGAGCAGGAGGACUUGUAUGCGCAGAACCUGGAGGACAGCAGAGGUGUCUUGAAGCAGAUUAGGAACACUGAGGCGAGCGUGCAGCCGACGAGGACGCAGAAGCAGAAGAUCCAAGAUGAGAUUCAGAAGCUCAAGUACAAAGAGCCAGAGUCGACCAAGCUGGUCACCCUCGAGCAGGAGCUUGUCCGUGCUGAGGCACAGAGCCUGGUCGCCGAUGCUCAGCUCACCAACAUCACUCGCCAAAAGUUCAAGGAAGCCUACGACCUCCACACCGCCGCCGUCAUCGAGCGCGCCGAGAAGCAAAUCCUCCUCGCCCAGCAGGCUCGCCGCCUCAUCAACCUGCUCGAUGACACUCCAACUGUUCCAGGUGAAGAGCGCCCAGCUUACGCCCACGCCGAAGAGGGCCGCGAUAUCCUCAACGAUGCCGAGGCUGCCCUCCGCGGCUGGUCGCCUUCCGUCGAGCCCGUCCACUCUGCCUCCGCCGGCAAGCUCGGCUCCAACGCCAUGGCCACACAGAGCCUGCCAGACCGCACCACCACUGCUCCGCAAACUGAAGGCUUGAGCGACGCUCAGCGCGUCGAGGCUUUGGAGCGAGCUCAAGAGGAGACUACCACAACUGCUGAUGUGCCUACUCCCGCCAAGACGGAGAAUGCUGCUUUGGCGUCUUAGAAAGACCUUGAAGAAGACAAGGAACGUCAAGAGAAUCGCAACGCAGCUUGGAGGGCUGUCGAAGCGCAAGAGAGGUUUCGGCAGGUUUCGAGGACUGCCUCGUGGAAUACUUGGCGGGAUGCGAAUCAGUUGUGAGAGAGUAUAUGACACUGAUGAUGGAAUGAUGAAGUGCGAUCUGUUUGAUGCGUCUGGUUUGCGCGACACCUUGGUUUCUUGGCGGCUUUUGGUGGGUUGAGAUACCUGUCUGGUUGGGAUGAUGGGUUUUUUGUGCUGAUUGCUUGUUUUGGUAGUGCUAAUGCUAUGCUGCUAUGUAUUUGACGACAGAGAUUGAAACAGAUGUGUAUAUGAUCUUACCUUUCAGCUUCCAUUGAUCUCUCCCUGAAUUUUUGCUGCCUCGGGACACUGCAUGCCGUACCACAAUGCUUUUCAAAAUGGUGUUACAAGUAGUGACUGAUAAAGAUGUAAAA
Messenger RNA from Cercospora beticola, 2529 nucleotides. The record is from RefSeq and is a predicted model, not a curated record. Lineage: Eukaryota; Fungi; Ascomycota; Dothideomycetes; Mycosphaerellales; Mycosphaerellaceae.